AGAAACAACUUUUCCAGAAAGUCACUGUUGGACAUCGGGGUUCUAAUUGUUACGAACAAAGAAAUCCUCAAUAAAUAAUGGGACCAAUCGAGGCUGUUGGGAAUCAAUAUGUGGUGUCCAGACGUAUCUAUUCAGAAGAUUCUUUCAAAGACGACCACGCAAAGCUGCACAGAUAUCAUAAAACCUUUUUUGAUCAUCUCCGUCUUUACUUCAGUUGUUCAGCAGAGAAGGCAAAGAAAAUUGCCCUGACAUUUUUUCCCAUCGCUUCAUGGCUUCCCAUGUAUCAAAUAAAAGAAUGGCUAUUCGGUGAUAUUGUUUCUGGGAUCAGCACCGGCCUUGUAGCAGUUUUGCAGGGUCUGGCAUUUGCGCUCCUAGUAAAUGUUACUCCUGGGUAUGGACUUUAUGCAGCUUUUUUCCCAGUCAUUAUUUAUUUUUUCUUUGGCACAUCUAGGCAUAUAUCAGUAGGCCCCUUUCCUGUGUUAAGUUUAAUGGUUGGUACUGCUGUUCUCAGGUUAGCUCCUGGCGACCCUACAAAUAAUAGUACAGAGGCAAUAACAGCAUUAAAUAAUGAGCGAGUUGCCAUAGCGGCAUCUGUUACUGUGCUUGCCGGAAUCUUCCAGUUGGCCCUGGGGCUGCUACAAGUUGGAUUUAUAGUGAUCUAUUUAUCAGACUCUUUGAUUAGUGGUUUUACAACAGCAGCUGCCAUUCAUGUUUUAAUAUCUCAGCUGAAAUUUAUCCUCGGGCUAUCAAUUGAUGCAUAUAGUGGACCCUUGUCCUUGUUUUAUACUUUAAGAGAUAUUUUUACAAACAUUACGGAAACAAACAUUGCUGAUCUUGUUACGUCGAUAAUCAUUAUGGUUGUAGUGUUUGCUGUAAAAGAAAUCAAUGACCGUUUUAAAGCAAAGAUACCUGUACCAAUCCCUAUUGAAGUUAUAAUGACUGUCAUAGCAACUGGAGUUUCAUAUGCUUUUAACUUCCAAAAUAAAUAUGGUGUUGACAUUGUUGGGACACUAGAAAAAGGAUUUCAGCCUCCAGCAGCACCAAGAUUAUCAGUAUUUCAGGAAUGUAUAGCUGAUGGAUUCUCCAUUGGAAUCGUAGGAUUUGCUAUCGGGUUUUCUGUAGCAAAAGUUUAUUCUAUAAAACAUGACUAUGUUAUUGACGGCAAUCAGGAACUAGUGGCUUUUGGACUAAGCAACAUAUUUGGAGGUUGCUUUAAAGGCUUUGCUGCAAGUACAUCAUUGUCAAGGUCAGCUGUCCAGGAGAGCACAGGAGGAAAAACUCAGGUUGCUGGUCUCUUAUCAGCUAUAAUUGUUAUGAUUGUCACUUUGGCUAUAGGAUUUCUACUUGAACCUCUACAAAAGUCUGUUCUGGCAGCGUUAGUCGUUAUCAAUUUGAAAGGAAUGCUAAUGCAGUUUAAUGAAAUUCCAAACUUAUUCCGGAAAGAUAAAUAUGAUUGCGUAGUGUGGGUGGUUACAUUUUUGGCUGCUGUUUUACUUGGCCUUGAUCUUGGAUUGGCUGCAGGAGUGGGAUUUGAACUGCUAACUGUGGUGUUUCGUACUCAAUUCCCCAAGUGCUCUCAGGUUGCUAAUGUUGGUGGAAGCAAUGUUUACAAGAACAGAAAAGACUAUAAAGAGAUAUAUGAGCCAGAGGGAGUGAAAAUAUUCAGAUGUCCAUCACCCAUCUUUUUUGCCAAUAUUGACUUUUUCAAGGAUAAACUCAAAGCUGCAGCAGGGUUCAACCCACUUAGGGUGUUACGUAAGAGGAACAAGGCUUUAAGAAAAAUCAAGAAGUUGAUAAGUAAAGGAGAACUUCAAAUUACACCUAAAGGAUUGAUCUGUACUUCGUACGACUAUAAAGACUCCGAUGAUGAAGAAUUAGACAACAACAGAAUAGAGGAGCUGGACCAGCCUCUGAAUAAAGCUGACAUACCUUUUGACAUAGAUUGGAAUGCUGAUCUUCCCAAUAAAAUUAUGGUUCCCAAAGUUGACAUCCACAGUUUGAUUAUUGAUUUUGGGGCAGUGUCAUUCCUCGAUAUGUCUGGAAUGAAGGGCCUAAAAGGGGUUUUGAAAGAAUUCAUAAAGAUUGAAGUCGAUGUUUACAUAGCAGGCAUGGAUGACAAUCUUCUGGAUAAACUUGAACGAUGUGGCUUUUUCGAUGACACAAUUACAACAUCAAUGAUUUUCCUCUCUGUGCAUGAUGCCGUGUUACAUGUGCUGGUAAAGAAGGAGCUAAAUAGCUUGUCAAAAUUGAAAGAAAUCAAGGAGAAAGAAACGGGAUUCUAUGCAGAUGAAAAUAAGAAUGGGAGUACUGGACACAAAGAAUACUCUCUAACAGUUUCAUCACAGUUAUGAUUCAGUAGGAUGAAGAUUCCUUCUAAGUGACCAUGUAACCAGAGAACUGAGAAAAUCUGAAGGAAAACCAGAACAUAUAAUGUAUCAGUGACUUUUACCAUGAAGCGAGUAGGUUUCCCUUAAAUCUUUUUUUGUGAAAAAUUUGACAAGCCAAUGUGAUGUCAAAUGAACGGAUU
Spea bombifrons (plains spadefoot toad) is the source of this 2527-nucleotide messenger RNA. RefSeq names its product chloride anion exchanger-like. The record is from RefSeq and is a predicted model, not a curated record. The coding region runs from base 78 to 2351 and encodes 757 amino acids. Gene Ontology annotation, cellular component: membrane. The transcript has 21 exons. Gene Ontology annotation, biological process: transmembrane transport. Gene Ontology annotation, molecular function: bicarbonate transmembrane transporter activity; secondary active sulfate transmembrane transporter activity; oxalate transmembrane transporter activity. NCBI's taxonomy places the organism in Eukaryota, Metazoa, Chordata, Amphibia, Anura, Pelobatidae.